Messenger RNA from Cutaneotrichosporon oleaginosum, 1406 nucleotides. RefSeq lists its product as uncharacterized. Gene Ontology annotation, molecular function: calcium ion binding. Lineage: Eukaryota; Fungi; Basidiomycota; Tremellomycetes; Trichosporonales; Trichosporonaceae. The record is from RefSeq and is a predicted model, not a curated record. Gene Ontology annotation, cellular component: endoplasmic reticulum. Gene Ontology annotation, biological process: endoplasmic reticulum calcium ion homeostasis.
UCUCAAUCUCCUCGAUCUCCUCAUCCAUCUCCACAUCUCCAUCCUCUUCAGUUAUACACUCUCCUUCUCACCCCACCCUCCUUUACUCUAUCCCCGGCUCUAAUGUCCGGCCUUAUCAAGGCCCUCGCGGCCAUCACGCCGGCGACGCCCGCGCCGCUCCAGCGCGAGUACGACGGCCUCGAGUUCAAGUGGAAGAUGUUUGUGUUCCGCCCCGCCGCCUUCAAGUUUGAGGCGCUUAUGCUCGCCAUCCUCGGCGGGUAUCUUCUCCUGCACUUGCUCGGGAAGCAGUUCAACAUGGGCCGGGCGAAGAAUGCCCUCGCACCCUACAUCCCGACUCUGCAGGACCAGUUCACCAAGGUGCAGCCGAUGAUGUCGUCGAGCUCUGCGCUGCACCUCAUUUUUGCUACAGGUCGCCGCAACGUCCUCGCAGCCCACGUCACGCUCAAGCUCAAGCCGUUUCACGACCUCAUCCAGAUGGUUUGGACGACUGCCGACGCACUCAUCGACCCGCUCGCCGACUCGAGCGAGACCAUCACUUUCCAGUUCACGCUCGGCCGCGGCGCUUCGGGCUUCCAGGGCGAGGGCGCCGGCGUGUGGGCCGUCGUUAACAAGGACGGCAUGGCCAAGCUGCGCGAGAAGCGCUUCGACCUGACCUUCCCUCGCCUGCACGAGGCCACCGCCAUCCCCACGACGCACGCCCUCUUUUCGGAGCACAGCGACAUCACGGAUGUGAUCCUGAAGACGCCGAACGUCGGCGUCGCCGAAGUUCUGGCUGACGCGACGGCCGCGCGCGUCCUCAAGGCCCUGAUCAUCACGGACGCGCCCGCCAAGCGCCCCACCAACGGGCCGUACAAGCCCGAGCAGCGCGCGCGCGAGAUCUUCCUCAGCGUGCGCAAGCCCGUGUCCCAGGCCGAAGCCGACGCCGUCAACGCCUGGGUCCAGGUAGCGCUCAACCUCGCGGACCUCGUCACGCGCCCCGGGCUCAUCAAGCCCGAGGUCGCGCGCAAGCUCGUGCGCACGCGCCAGGACGUGGACGCUUCGCUGGCUAAGGCGUACAAGCGCGAACAGGAGGAGGAGAACCCGCCCGAGCAGACGGCAGAGGAGAAGCGUGCCGCGCGCAAGCGUGCCGAGCGCGCCAAGCUGUCUGACAAGGAGCAGAAGCGCGCCGACGAGCUCGACAGGAAGCGCGAAAUGCGCAAGGCGCAGAAGCGCAGUAUGAAGUAGGUGUAGGGGGGCGGGCGGUACGUGCCGAGUGCCGAGCGGGAGGACCGAGGUCUUCGCGCUGGCGGAGCAGCGUAUGUCUGCAGGCGGAGGCUGCAGGCGGAGGCGAAAAGAGGGACAUGCCCUCGACGCAGUAAUCUUCGGUGACCGUAGAGAGGAUCGAUGCGACAGAUGGCGAUCCGGAG